AUGCGACCCUCGAAACUAUCCCUGAACACACUCAGGCUUGCUCCGAGCGCCGUCCGAGGUCAAAACCGGCUGCAGUCGACUUGGUCGCGGCGUCCUUUCGCCAUUCGAACUCUUCCAACUGGGCAGCGAUCUUUUGCACCGUUUCGGCGUUUUGAAUCCUCGAUUGUGAAUUCAGACCCGCAGCCAGCGAAGCCAGCACAGCCAGCAGAACGCGAUGAGCCUUCCUACCAGUUGACUUUCACCUGCAAGCCAUGCCUGCAGCGAUCCUCUCAUCGAGUCACCAAACAGGGCUAUCAUCAUGGCACCGUUCUCAUUUCCUGUCCGCACUGCCGGAAUCGCCACGUUAUCUCUGACCACCUGCGCAUAUUCAUGGACGCCAAAUCUACCCUGGAGGAUAUUCUAGCGCGGAAGGGGGAAGACUUGACAAAGCUUCUUAAAAAGGGAAAGCUAGGAAUUCGCCAUGGAUCGCAAAUCGGCAAUGAGGGGGAAGAAGAUAUAGAGUUCUGGGAGGAUGGCACAGAGACUCAGCACAAGCCA
Molecule: messenger RNA, 537 nt
Organism: Exophiala aquamarina CBS 119918
Lineage: Eukaryota; Fungi; Ascomycota; Eurotiomycetes; Chaetothyriales; Herpotrichiellaceae
Exons: 1
Biological process (GO): protein import into mitochondrial matrix; protein folding; protein stabilization
Cellular component (GO): mitochondrion
Molecular function (GO): protein-folding chaperone binding; zinc ion binding
Source: RefSeq, a predicted model, not a curated record